UCCUUUGUCUGAGUCCUUUCGGUCCUCCGCCUAGUUAUUUAUUUAUUUCCGUUUCGUUUGUGGGGUAUAUUUUUAUAUAUCCUUAUCUCUCGGUUAUUGAAUGACAUUCGAUUCCGACACAUAUAUGCCUAAAAGCAAAGCCCCCAAAAUGGAUGAUCUGGACUACAUCCCAGCGGACCUGAGCCCAGAGGAGCGCUCCGAGCUGGAGGAGAUCCGGCGCAGGAAAGGAGCGCUGUUUCUGGAGAUCCAGCGACUGAAAGAGGAGCUGAGAGAAGCCAUUAUUGAGGUGGAGGGGCUGGAGAGCAGCACAGAGGGCAGUAAAACAUUACAGAAGAGUCGACAUGUGGCCGUGGGCAGGAAGAAAUUCAACAUGGACCCGAAAAAGGGCAUUGUAUUCCUAGUGGAGAAUGAGCUCCUCAGACACACUUCAGAGGACAUUGCCCAGUUUCUGUACAAAGGAGAAGGACUCAAUAAAACGGCAAUAGGAGACUAUCUGGGUGAAAGAGAUGACUUCAAUAUCAAAGUGUUGCAGGCUUUUGUUGAUCUUCACGAAUUCACGGAUCUGAACUUGGUACAAGCACUUCGGCAGUUCCUGUGGAGCUUCCGCUUGCCUGGCGAGGCGCAGAAGAUCGACAGGAUGAUGGAGGCCUUUGCACAGAGAUACUGUCACUGCAAUCCUGGAGUCUUCCAGAGCACAGACACCUGUUACGUGCUGUCGUUUUCCAUCAUCAUGUUGAACACCAGUCUGCACAACCCUAAUGUGCGGGACAAGCCCACAGUGGAGCGCUUCAUCAGCAUGAACAGAGGCAUCAACGACGGAGGAGAUUUACCCGAGGAGCUGCUCAGAAAUCUGUAUGACAGCAUCAAGAACGAGCCCUUUAAGAUCCCAGAGGAUGAUGGGAAUGACCUGACGCACACUUUCUUCAACCCUGACAGAGAAGGCUGGCUCCUCAAACUGGGAGGUCGUGUGAAAACAUGGAAGAGACGGUGGUUCAUUCUGACUGAUAACUGCCUCUAUUACUUUGAGUACACAACAGAUAAGGAGCCCAGAGGCAUCAUACCAUUGGAAAACCUGAGCAUUCGAGAGGUCGAAGAUCCCAGAAAGCCAAACUGUUUUGAGCUCUACAUCCCUAAUAACCGCGGGCAGCUGAUAAAAGCGUGUAAGACGGAGGCCGACGGUCGAGUGGUGGAGGGAAACCACAUGGUGUACCGGAUCUCAGCUCCCACUCCAGAGGAGAAGGACGAAUGGAUCCACAGCAUCAAAUCCGCUGUGAGCGUGGACCCCUUCUACGAGAUGCUUGCAGCCAGGAAGAAACGCAUUUCUCUAAAGAAGAAAGAAGAGCAGCCCUGAAAGUCCGUCCAUCCAUACGCUCCCUCCAUUCUCUGAGAAACCAAUGAUCCUUCAUUAAGGUAGCUCUCGUCAGAUCGAUCUGUUAUGCUGGUUUAUGGAGAGAUGGAUGUCGUUGGGGAACCUGGACAUCAUCAUCUUCGGUUUGGAUUUCGGUGGUCUGGACUGCAGCUCUUAUCUCCACACUUCUCCUACAUUUGCACACUACACAGUGUUAUUUACUAUCACACUAGUACACACUACACAUACUCACUUUAUCUCGCUGACAUUCCAUAGGACUUCACUGACAAACGUAACAUUCAUGAAUCUGCGUACAUCUCCAUCCUCAUCUCACGCUCCCUCCGCUCUCACAGUUCCAGUUCCUGCUAUUGACAGCAUUUUACUGUGAAGUUCUUACACGAACAGAGUAGACGACCAAACAGCCUGAUGCAUUCUUCUUCAUCAUCAUCAUCAGGGGCGGAUCUAUCCGAACCUUUAGCAGAGAUGAGCGCUGAAGGCUUUUGUUAGUUCGGUCGCUAUUGAUUUACUGAGUCUAUGUUGCUGCCUGUCUUAAACUUAUUUUAUGGGAACUGACACUAUUUAUCUCUUACUCGUUUGAGUGUAUUUACAUGUUAUAAAUGAAGGUCAUUGCUUUUCACACCACAUGAUGAACUUCACUUCAGUUUACCUAUUAGUUACAUAUCACUUCCAGCAUAUCUGUGAAACAGGAUGUGUGUUUUACACUGUUAUUGGUAUUGAUAACCCCACCGGUGAUGUCAUUUCCUGUGCACAGUUGAUGACAACUGUAUUGAACUAUUGAACUGACCCAUCGAAGCACCUGUGGAAGUGCUCGUCAUUAUAUGUGAAUCCUUAAAUAAGCUCCUUCACCUUAAGAAAAGAGCCUUAAAAAUCCCACAGCCCUGAAUGUUCUUACACAAGUGUUUCAAAAACUCAACCACUGGGGCUGCGAAACUGUUCUUGGGCGAAUCUCACGAAAACAUGUCCAGAUUAUAUCGCACACAGAAAACAGAUUUUUUUUGUGUAAAGAAAAAGGCAGAUUUUCAAGUUGUUUUAAAUUCAUUGUUAUCAUCAUUUGGCAUUAUUCUCAUAACUAAGCACAGUUCCUCUGUGUGAAUGAAAUCUAAUUUCUUAUUUCUCUGAAUUAAAUUUGACUCGUGAUCUUGACAGAUUUGGUGAGAUUCGCUCUUACUAUUUCCUACUACAAGCAAACUGUCUCGAUUGGGAAAAAAAAUCAUGCAGUUAAAGGACUGAAUAUGACCAUUUGCUGAAAAUGUACACACCCA
Sinocyclocheilus anshuiensis is the source of this 2631-nucleotide messenger RNA. RefSeq names its product cytohesin 2 (gene cyth2). Gene Ontology annotation, biological process: regulation of ARF protein signal transduction. The record is from RefSeq and is a predicted model, not a curated record. Bases 101 to 1351 code for a protein of 416 amino acids. Gene Ontology annotation, molecular function: guanyl-nucleotide exchange factor activity. The transcript is spliced from 12 exons. Lineage: Eukaryota; Metazoa; Chordata; Actinopteri; Cypriniformes; Cyprinidae.